Molecule: messenger RNA, 1404 nt
Organism: Orycteropus afer afer
Lineage: Eukaryota; Metazoa; Chordata; Mammalia; Tubulidentata; Orycteropodidae
Gene: ANGPTL6
Product: angiopoietin like 6
Exons: 5
Coding region: 1-1404 (467 amino acids)
Source: RefSeq, a predicted model, not a curated record
AUGCUGGCGCCCCGGCUGCGCGCGCUUCAGCUGCUGCUCCUGCUGGGCGCGUCGUGGGCGCAGGCGGGCGCCCCGCGCUGCACGUACACUUUCGUGCUGCCGCAGCAGAAGUUCAGUGGCGCGGUAUGUUGGAGUGGGCCUGCAGCCUGGCGGCCGACGCCCGAGGCGGUGAACGCCAGCGAGGUAGCCGCGCUGCGCGUGCGCGUGGGCCGCCACGAGGAGCUGCUGCGCGAGCUGCAGCGGCUGGCAGCGGCCGAUGGCGCUGUGGCCGGCGAGGUGCGCGCUCUCCGCAAGGAGAGCCGCGGCCUCAGCGCGCGUCUGGGACAGCUGCGCGCGCAGCUGCAACACGAGGCUGGUCCGGGGGCGGGCCCGGGCCCGGGGGCGGAGCCCGCCGCAGCCCUGGCACUGCUCGGCGAGCGCGUGCUCAACGCGUCGGCCGAGGCACAGCGUGCCGCCGCCCGCUUCCACGAGCUGGACGUCAAGUUCCGUGAGCUGGCGCAGCUGGUCAGUCAGCAGAGCGGCCUCAUCUCCCGCCUGGAGCGCCUGUGCCCGGGGGGCAUAGGCGGGCAACAGCAGGUCCUGCCCCCACCUCUGGUGCCCGUGGUUCCAGUCAGUCUGGUGGGGGGCACCAAUGACAGCAGCAGAAGGCUGGAUCCAGCCCCAGAGCCCCAGAAAGACCACACUCUGAGACAGCAGGGGCCGUUAGCCUCUCCCAGGCCCGCAGAGCACCCUGUAGCUUCCACCAAGCCAGCAGGCCCAUGGCAGGACUGUGCAGAGGCCCACCAGGCAGGCCAUGGGCAGAGUGGAGUGUAUGAGCUGCGGCUGGGGCGGCAUGUGGUAUCAGCCUGGUGUGAGCAACAGCUGGAGGGUGGUGGCUGGACCGUCAUCCAGCGGCGGCAAGAUGGCUCUGUUAACUUCUUCACUACUUGGCAGCACUACAAGGCAGGCUUUGGGCGGCCUGAUGGGGAAUACUGGCUGGGCUUGGAGCCCAUGCACCAAUUGACCAGCCGUGGGGACCAUGAGCUGCUCGUGCUCCUGGAAGACUGGGGGGGCCGUGGGGCACGCGCCCACUAUGAUGGCUUCUCCUUGGAACCUGAGAGUGACCACUACCGCCUGCGGCUCGGCCAGUACCACGGGGAUGCUGGCGACUCUCUCUCCUGGCACAAUGAUAAGCCCUUCAGCACUGUGGAUAGGGACCGAGACUCCUAUUCUGGUAACUGUGCCCUGUACCAGCGGGGAGGCUGGUGGUACCACGCCUGUGCCCACUCCAACCUCAAUGGUGUGUGGCACCGUGGUGGCCACUACCGCAGCCGCUACCAGGAUGGCGUCUACUGGGCCGAGUUCCGUGGUGGGGCGUACUCUCUCAAGAAGGCUGCCAUGCUGAUCCGGCCCCUGAGGCUGUGA